Molecule: messenger RNA, 573 nt
Organism: Acyrthosiphon pisum (pea aphid)
Lineage: Eukaryota; Metazoa; Arthropoda; Insecta; Hemiptera; Aphididae
Exons: 1
Coding region: 1-573 (190 amino acids)
Source: RefSeq, a predicted model, not a curated record
AUGGCAGCAAACAUCCUGGCUGCCGUACCUCCCGCUGACAUUCUCGCAAGAGAACGUAGCAUGAGGUUCCAGGAAAGGAGGUCUGGCGAUACCGCCGAUGUGCCACCCAGGACGAGGACGUUUGCUGCGUGGUGGGCCAGGAUCGAUGAGGCGUCAACCGAUGAGUCGUCAACAGGGAGGUGGACGAGGCGGUUGGUCAGGGACGUCGAAGCAUGGUGCAGCAGGAAGCACGGGGAACUUUACUUUCAUCUGACCCAGCUCCUUUCCGGACAUGGUUGCUUCGGUGUUUACCUGCGGAAAAUAGGGAAGGAAGAGACGGACGUAUGCCACCAUUGCCACCUGGUAGCUGACAGCGCGGAGCACACGCUGAUGAAAUGUGUUGCCUGGGACGAGGAUCGGAGGCAGCUACAGCGCGUCAUUGGGAACACGGUAACAGUGGAGAACAUGGUCCCCGCCUUGCUUCACUCCUCUGAGAGCUGGCAGGCCGUCAAGGAAUUCACCAGAUCAGUGAUGUCAACGAAGGAAGAGGCUGAGAGGAGCAGAGAGAGAGCCGGCCGUCCCCUGGGACGAUGA